UAAGUAACUUUGAGCGUGGCAUGGUUGUUGGUGCCAGAAGGGCUGGACCCGUCCCUCUGUCCACCCUGGCGUUUCCUUGUUUCGAUGGCAUUUAUCUUCCAAAGCAAGAAAAUAAAUUCGUGCAUCACGUCAAGAAUGACCUGGAAAUAUACCAACAGAAAAGCAACCGCAGGAGCGUGCUCCUGUUCCCCCCUCUACCCAGCAGGCUGCGAUACCUGAUCCAUAGGACCAUAGAGGACCUGCCAGAGCUCACCACCUUCUCAGUAGGGGAGAGCUGGUGCCGCAGGGUGGUGGUCUGCCAUUCUGAGCUCAGGGGUGAAGUAGAGGAAGACAGUGGCUGGGAGAGCAACAAUGGCCUGUGUGAAGAUCCCCUAAGAAGCGGGGAGGAGACAGAUGGCAACACAAAGCCGAAGUCUUCGAUCCCAUCGCGAAGCAGAGGACCUAAGAGGCCGGACAAACCCCUUUACAUGCCACGAGUUGCCCGGGAGAGACUGUCCUUACAAAACUCACACGGACCCUCAGUAAACCAAGAGUUGCCCAGUCCAGCCUCUAGUAGCUGUGACUGCCUCGGCAGUCAAUCGGACUCUUGUUUCUGUCCCGAAACUACAGAAAAAACAAAGUCCACAUGCACAUCCAGGCAGGAAUGUGUCCCCAGUGUAGCAGAGGGUGUCUUCAACCCUGUUGCUGACAGUUCAGCACUUUGUCCUCAGGAGGAGAAACAAAAGGUGGUGCAUGAAGCUGAGCCCCUAGUCUGGGUACAGACCGUGUCCUGCUUCAGUGACAUGACUCUGGAGGAGGAUGAGAAGGGCAAGGAAGACAUAUGCACAGGCACCGAUGAUGUAACUGAAGAGAUCAAGGCACAUCUGAAAGAGACCGUAACUGUUUCCAUUCAGCACGUUGAGAAUGACUACUCCUCUUAUGAGAAUGUGUGCAUCGGCCCGGAGACGUUUCCCCACGUGAUCGAGAUCUACGGCUUCCCACAGUGUUUCAAAACCGAUGACCUCCUGGAUGCUUUCACAGACUACAGUGAUGGUGGAAUGAAGAUCGAGUGGGUAGAUGACACACAUGCCCUGGGGAUUUUCUCCAGUGAGACGGCAGCACUCCAUGCCAUCUCCAUCUGCCAUCCAAUGCUGAAGGCAAGAGCACUGGCUCAAGCGAGUAAAAAAGCCAAAGGCAAGGCCAUCAGACGGGCAGAGUUUAUCCAGCCAGUGAAGGAACGUCCUAGGACAGACUGUGCUGUUGCCAGGCGGAUGGUGACCAGAGCCCUGGGGCUGCAGGGACGAGGCAGAGUGCAGCAGUACUGAAGGGAAUUACCAACGCUGUUGGCUAACACAGAAAGGUCCAGCAGAGGUCUGUCUGCCUCCAUUCAUUGGCCCUCCGUAGAGGCUCCACAGUGGCCACAAACGGCUAGCAGAUAAUGAAGAGUGACUGCCGUCCAGCACGGUUUGCCUGCUUCACUGAUCGGUGAAUGCGUUUGCAUGGUGAAGAAGGAGACUGCCACACAUCUGCUAAAUCCAGCCUGCUGAAGUGUCCCUGACGCUGGUGGCGAUUCACCAGACUCAAAGUUGCCAUUCUGUAGCUGAACCUGGCCCUUUUGGACAUUAUUGUUUUGGUUCCUGUUGUUCACUGUUAGGAUCACUAAUUGUAAAACAAAGCUAAAUUCUGAAAGGGCCUAAUGCAAAUGGUGAUUUCAUAUAGAAAAUGCACUGGAGCAAACUGGAGAAGUUCCUAGCUUGUUUUGAUUUGAUUGCAUGUUGCCUUAAAACUAAAGUGCUUAAGUGUUUAAUUUCCAGACAGGAAUAUUUUGUUUCCUCCUUUCCCAGGUGAUGCAGGACUGGUUGCAUAAUUCUCUGUAAGUAGUAAUUAUUUUCCAACUUAAUGCUGAAAUACUCCACAGAUUAAUUUUUAGGAUUUAGUUGGAAGAAAUCUGUUACAUUGUCCACUUUAGUUACAGCCAGAUUUUUAUAUGGAGUGCACAACUCUAACUGACAAAUGUAAUGUAAAUCCAUUAACAGAAUCAGAUGUGCUAAGAAGAUAAAACUAAAUAUUGUUUUUAAAAGCCAGCUUUUCAAUUGACAAACACAUUUUGCAAAGGAAAACUCAUGCAACUGCAAUGUUAUGCUGGACUCAAUAGAUAUUUUCUAAUGUUUUUUUAGUUGAUUUUUCAAAACUUUUUUUUGCAAACAAGUUGCAAGAUGUUUAAGUUUUUAAUAUUUAUUUUGUUCCUCUAAAUGAAACAAAACAACCUUUUUAGGAUUGUUGCCUGUUGUGUUCAAGUUCUUUGUCAGUCCUCAUUACACAAAACUUUCAGAGGUUUUUGAUCAAAAGUUUGAGCUUUGAAACUUGGAAUGUUAGGUCCUUUGUACUUGUUACUGUACUGUCAUUUCUAUGUAAUAUACCUUUUUCACGGCAGACAUGUUGACAUGUCAUAGUAGGAAAAGCACAGGUGUAUUCAAACCCAUUAAUGAUGUCUGCAUUCCACUUAGGAGAGGCCCUGGUAUUGUGCAUGCUGACUCAAU
Molecule: messenger RNA, 2519 nt
Organism: Perca fluviatilis (European perch)
Lineage: Eukaryota; Metazoa; Chordata; Actinopteri; Perciformes; Percidae
Gene: r3hcc1
Product: R3H domain and coiled-coil containing 1
Exons: 9
Coding region: 21-1304 (427 amino acids)
Molecular function (GO): nucleic acid binding
Source: RefSeq, a predicted model, not a curated record